AUGCAAAGGGCACCUGCUGAUUGGCAGCCGUCAAAGCAACAACAGCAGCAAAGGCAGCGACAGGAGCAUGGGGCGCAACACCUGGAUCCUGAGCAGAGUCAGGCACAGCAGCGUCAGCAACAGCGGCAGCAGCAGCAGCAGCAGCAGCAGCAGCAGCAGCAGCAUUGGCGCUACCAGUCAGAGCUAACAGAGCAGCAGCAGUACCUUCGACACCGGCAGGAGAGGCAACACCAAAAGCACGAGCAGGAGUGGGAUCGGGCUCUGCUGUUGCCCCACGACAACCUGCAGCAGCAGCAGCAGCGGCAGCAGCAGCAGCAGCAGCAGCAGCAGCAGCAGCAGCAGCAGCAGCAGCAACAGCAGCCCCAGCAGCAGCAACGGCAGCACCAGCAGCAACAACAGCAGCCAAUUCAGCAGCAGCAACAGCCCCCUGCACUUGCCCAGCACAGCCACGCAACAUGGCCGUCGGCCUCAGCAAGCUGGGGCCCCGCCCCAAACAAGCCUGUGGCGCGCAACCCCCGAGAGACUGGGUCCGGCUGGGGCGCGGCGGCGUCUGCUGCCAGUCGCCCCGCGGCCAACACCCGCCCACAGGGCGCGCGCAAGGUGCCCGCCGCCGCCGGCGGCACGCCCGCCGGCCGGGGCCAGCAACAGCAGAGGCCCCACGGCGCCAAGGGGCGUGGCGCGGGCGCGAGCGAGCGUCAGCCGCAGAAGAGCCGCGGCGCAGGGGCCGGUGGCCCUGGCAUCAACAUCACAUUCGAGCUUGUCAAGCACCCGGCCGGCGAGGCCGCGGCGGCGCGCGCCCCGAAGCUCAAGCAGGCGACCAUUGGGGACACGCUGGCGCGCCACCACCAACAGGCCAAGCGGCAGGGAGAGGAGGGGCAGCGGCAUGCGGGGGUCCAGAGGGAAGGCGAGGGGACGCUGCCAAGCCAGGGCGGCCAGCAGGCGCAGCGGGAGGGCGCAGGGGCCAACGGUUCUAAGGAUGAUGACGACGAUUUUCAGAACCCGCAGUGGCAGGAGGCCGUGGCACCAUCUGCACGUGCGGCAGCGGCUGCCAGCGGGGGAGCUGCGCGCGGCGGCGGCGCGGGCAGCGGCGGCGCAGCGCGAAGCGGCGGCGGCGGCGGCGGCGGUGGUGGCGCGAAGAGGCGCGCCUCGGGCUCAGCCGCAGGCGGCGGCCGGAGCGGCCGUGCCGCAAAGGCGCAGAAGCAGCUGCCACCGGCGGCACUGACGGUGCUUGACCUUCUCAAACAGGAGUCAGCCGCCGCCCAGGGCGGCGCCGCCGCGGCGCCCCGCGCGCUCGACGCCGCCGCGCCCGCCGCCUGGGCGGCGUUGCAGUCGUGCGUGCGCGGCGCGCGGGGCUGGGUCCUGGAGCUGCUGAUGGCGGCGGACGCCCCUGCAGCCGCGGAGGGCGGCGGGCCGGCGAGGUUCUACUACCCCGCCUCCCAGGGCCUCAGCAAGGCGCAGCUCAAAGAGCUGCGGAAGGCGGCCCGCGGCGGGCCGGCUGCGGUUGCGGCGGCGGACGACGACGGCGGGGCGGCAGGCGCGGCGUCCGGCGGGCUGCCAGCCGGGUGCUUCAGCUGGGUGGCUGGGGUGGCCCUCAUGCCGCUCGCUGACGACAACCAAAGCGCCCGGUCGGCCGCAGCUGCAUCACCAGCUCCGCCGCCGCGGCCGCCGCCAUGGCACGGUGAAGGACAAGCCCAGCCGCAAUCCAGGGCUGCCGCCAGCAGCGCCGGCGAGGGCGCUGGCGCCGGUGGCGGCAGCUGCUACGUCCUGCGAACCGCGCCCGACGGCGCCCGCGCGGCGCUCGCGGCCCCGGCGCUCGCCGCGCUGCGGCUGGCGCUCACGGGCUGCGGGCGCGGCGCGCCGUGCGUGUGCUGCGACGCCAAGGCGGCGCUGGUCGCGCUUGCGGGGCUGGGGCUGCAGCUGCCGGCGGCGGCUGACCUCACACUGGUGGACCCUCUCGUGCUGGGUUGGAUGGUGGACCCUCAGCAGUCUGGGUCCUACCAGCUGGAUCUUCUGCUCACCAAAUAUGGCCUGCAGGCGGCAGCAGCGGCGCCGCCGGGGCAGCAGCAGCAGGGGCGGCUUGGGCAGCUUCCCGAUGACUCGCCCGGCCUGGGCAGCCCGGUGCCGCCAGUGCUGGCCGUCUGGUCGCUGGCAGCAGAGGCGCUCAACCUCGAGCUCUCUCGUUGGGACCCCUCGCCCCUGCCACACCGGCGCCGUCGAUCGCAGGACGGGGCGGCGGCGGACGAGGACGCGGCGCCGCUGCGCGCGAUGUGCCGCCAGAUGGCGGCCGCAGCGCGGCUGGCCGACGCGCUGCCGGCGCGGCUGAGGGGACGGGUGUCGGCGGCCGCCAUCCGGCUGGAGACCAAGAUGGCGGGAGUCCUGGCGAAAAUGGAGCUUGCUGGCGUCGGCUGCUGCCCCUCAGUCCUGGCCGGCCACCGGCCCGCCAUCGUGGCGCGGAUGGCGGCGAUACAGGCGCGCGCCGAGGCGCUGGCAGGGCGCCCCUUCAACAUCGCGUCCGCCGGCCAGCUGGCGGCAGUCUUGUACGAAGACCUGCGCCUGCCCCUGCCGGCCAACACAGGCGCCCGCGGCGCGGCCAAGACGCACGCCCCGACCGACGAGCCGGCGCUCCGCCAGCUGGCGCCGCUGCACGAGCUGCCCGGCUUGGUCAUCGAGCACAGGUGGAGGGGUCAGGGGGCGGGGCCAGCUGGGAUGCGGGGCGGCAGCGUUUGA
Monoraphidium neglectum is the source of this 2727-nucleotide messenger RNA. RefSeq lists its product as hypothetical. The record is from RefSeq and is a predicted model, not a curated record. The transcript has 7 exons. Gene Ontology annotation, biological process: double-strand break repair; DNA-templated DNA replication. Lineage: Eukaryota; Viridiplantae; Chlorophyta; Chlorophyceae; Sphaeropleales; Selenastraceae. Bases 1 to 2727 code for a protein of 908 amino acids. Gene Ontology annotation, molecular function: DNA-directed DNA polymerase activity.